AAUGUCCUGACUGUUCACUCUAUCCCAGAAUAAUCGCCUGGAGAGGUAACUACUGACCUUAAGGAACGGCUUGACUGUUUUAAUCGGCUUCUUGGACCACUUCAGCCUCAUUUUGUCAUAUUUCUGGAUACCGUUGCAUACUUCUACCAUAGAGUUUGUCCCUGUGAGAUUACCUGAGCCAGUGGGAUUUUUAUGGCGAGAUUGGGCCUUUGUCGACGAAACAUGACACGUGUGUUGGUGUAUGUUGGUGUGCUAAUAGCCAUAAUUGCUGCAACAGAAGCAAGACCUAAAUCAGCUGAACCAAAGUGCAAAUCUGGUCCGGUUGACCUUGUGUUCAUCAUCGACGGCUCUCGCAGCGUUCGCCCCCAUGAGUUUGAGACUAUGCGCAAGUUCAUGAUUGACAUCAUCCAUGAGAUGGACAUUGGCCUGGAAGCUACAAGAGUUGGUGUGGUCCAAUACUCCAGCCAGGUCCAGAACGUCUUCUCCCUCAAAGCCUUCAGCAAGCCAGCGCAGAUGGUCAAAGCCAUCAAUGAGAUCAUUCCAUUGGCACAGGGCACAAUGACCGGCCUGGCCAUCCGCUACGCCAUGAAUGUAGCCUUCUCUGCCGAGGAAGGCGCCCGCCCCAACGUUCCCCACGUAGCUGUUAUCGUGACGGACGGUCGCCCUCAGGACCGCGUGGCUGAAGUGGCAGCUGCUGCGAGAGAGUCUGGGAUUGAGAUCUACGCCAUCGGUGUCGCCAGGGCCGAUAUGACGUCACUGCGAGCAAUGGCAUCGCCACCGUUUGAGGAUCACGUGUUCCUCGUGGAGAGCUUUGACCUUAUUCACCAGUUUGGGCUUCAGUUCCAGGACAAGCUUUGUGGGAUGGACUUGUGUCUGGAGUCAGAUCAUGGCUGUGAGCACAUCUGUGAGAGUUCGCCUGGUUCCUACCACUGUCUGUGUCUGCCUGGAUACACACUCAAUGAGGACGGCAAGACCUGCACGCCCAUUGAUUUAUGUGCUGAAGGCAAGCACGAUUGUCAGCAGAUUUGCAUCGCUUCCCCUGGGUCAUUCACAUGCGACUGUAACACGGGAUACACACUCAACGACGACAAGAGAACUUGCACAAUGAUCGACUACUGCUCGUUUGGGAAUGAUAGCUGUGAGCACCAGUGUGCGAGUGUCCUCAACGGUUUUAAUUGUCGCUGUCAGGAAGGAUACUCACUCAACGAUGACCUGAAAACCUGCACAAUGAUCGACUACUGCUCAUUUGGGAAUGAUAGCUGUGAGCACGAGUGUGUGAGCGUGCUUCAGAGCUUUUAUUGCCAAUGCCGUGAAGGAUACACACUCAAUGAGGAUGAAACAACGUGCACAAUGAUCGAUUACUGCUCAUUUGGGAAUGAUAGCUGCGAGCACGAGUGUGUGAGUGUCCUCAACGGCUUUCACUGCCAUUGUAACGAUGGAUACUCACUCAACGAUGACAUGAAGACUUGUGCAAUGAUCGAUUACUGCUCAUUUGGGAAUGAUAGCUGCGAGCAUGAGUGUGUGAGUGUCCUCAAAGGCUUUCACUGCCGCUGUAAUGAUGGAUACUCACUCAACGAUGACAAGAAGACCUGCACAAUGAUCGAUUACUGCUCAUUUGGGAAUGAUAGCUGCGAGCACGAGUGUGUGAGUGUCCUCAAAGGCUUUCACUGCAUUUGUAACGAUGGAUACUCACUCAACGAUGACAAGAAGACCUGCACAAUGAUCGAUUACUGCUCAUUUGGGAAUGAUAGCUGCGAGCACGAGUGUGUGAGUGUCCUCAAAGGCUUUCACUGCAUUUGUAACGAUGGAUACUCACUCAACGAUGACAAGAAGACCUGCACAAUGAUCGAUUACUGCUCAUUUGGGAAUGAUAGCUGCGAGCAUGAGUGUGUGAGUGUCCUCAAAGGCUUUAACUGCCGUUGUAAGGACGGAUACACUCUCAAUGAUGACAAGAAGACCUGCACAAUGAUCGAUUACUGUUCAUUUGGGAAUCACAGUUGUGAUCAUCACUGUGGUGGUGUGCUCAAUGGUUUUUACUGUCGCUGCAAUGAGGGAUACACUCUUCAGGAGAACGGAAAGACCUGCCUGUCGGAUAACUUAUGCAACACAGUCGAACAUGGUUGCGAACACCAGUGUGUGAGCACUCCCGGAUCAUACCACUGCAUAUGUCCCGAGGGCCAUGAGCUUCAGGACGACGGCAAGACCUGCGGAUCCUGUCGAUCCUCCAACAUCGACCUAGUCCUCCUCAUCGAUGGUUCCAAGAGUGUGCGGCCACAGAAUUUCGAGCUUGUCAAGCAGUUUGUCAACCAGGUGGUGGAUCAGCUGGACGUCUCCCCGAAAGGAACACGCGUGGGUCUCGUCCAGUACUCAAGCCGAGUGCGGACAGAGUUCACGCUCGGCAUGUAUCAGACAAAAGAAGAGAUCAAAAAGGCUGUGAUGAAUGUGGAAUACAUGGAGAAGGGAACCAUGACAGGCUUGGCUCUCAAACACAUGGUGGAGAACAGCUUCACCGAGGCUGAAGGAGCCCGUCCCGCUGGGAAGAACAUCCCACGGGUCGGCCUGGUCUUUACGGAUGGCCGUUCACAGGAUGACAUUCAAGAGUGGGCCAAGAAGGCCAAGGAAGCAGGCAUCACCAUGUAUGCUGUUGGUGUGGGUAAAGCAGUGGAGGAUGAGCUGAGAGAGAUUGCCUCUGAGCCCGUGGAAAAACACUUCUUCUACAGCGCCGACUUCACUGCCAUCAGCCAGAUCGCUGAGAACCUCAAACUCAAUGUCUGCGCAGCUGAGAGUCAAGGAGAGAUCGAGGUGAAGAACCCCUGCGCCUGUGAAAGUCUUGUGGAGUUCCAACAGGUUACGAUGUCCACCCUAGACCAGCUCACCCAGAAACUGUCAGCUAUGACCAAGCGAUUGGAAGUGCUGGAGAACCAGUUGCUCACAAGAAAAUGAAAGAGCACGUCACACAACCGUAUGGAGGAGGAAGAGGCCCGCUGGGGGUCAAGGGCCCUACAAUCAAAAGAUCUACAGGUGUAGAUGUCCGAGGCAUGAGGCCAAAUCAUUCUGCUGCCGUGUUUGGACAUGGCUAAUGUUGUUCCCUAUUUAUACAUGAUCUGUAUUGUAUGGUUUAUACAGAGGUUCGUAUUUAUGGCAAAUUUGAUAUUCGCAUUUAUACACUAAAAAGGGAAAUGAAGUGUUUGGUACCACUCUGAGAUAGUCAUUAUUAUCAUGUUUGAAUCUGAUUUUUAUCGGCACCAAAUUUGUGGGGAUCUAUAAAACCUUCCGUUUAUGCACAUGUAUAUUACCAAAAAAAAAACAAAUAGUUACAAAUGACACUGUUAGAGACACAAUGAGCCAAAUGAGGCACUCACUCCAUAUUACCAAAGCUGUUUCUCAUCAAUGUUGUGUCUGAAUAUUUGAAAUAGAGGAACAUGUCUGAUAUUUGUUAAUUGUUUAACUGGACUGCAAACUGAUGUUUUGACUCAAGAAUGACCUGAAUGGUUUAUUAACACUAAAAUGAGAUUUAUGUAAACAGGGUAGUGUGUACAAGUGCCCCUUAAGAUUGCAGUUUUUUUUAAUUAUUGAAAUGUAAUUUACUCAUACAGAAUCCAGUUAAGAUACCUCAGAGUACUCUGGCCUCAGGUUUUUAUGUUGCAAAAAGGCCCCAUUAUAAGGCUCUUAUAUGUGAAUUCUUGUAUGUUUUUGGAUAUUUCCUAAUAACACUCUUUUUUUAAAACAAUCAAA
Messenger RNA from Pimephales promelas (fathead minnow), 3735 nucleotides. It is a transcript of the gene matn4, whose product is annotated as matrilin 4. Gene Ontology annotation, molecular function: calcium ion binding. The record is from RefSeq and is a predicted model, not a curated record. NCBI's taxonomy places the organism in Eukaryota, Metazoa, Chordata, Actinopteri, Cypriniformes, Leuciscidae.